GUGCUAGAGAAGGGAUCCCAAUGGCUUUGUUGGUGGCCGAGAUGGGAGGAAAGACCAAGGGACCAGCACAGAAGCUCUUCCCACUCUUCUUCUUCUUCUCCCUCCUAUUGGUUUUGUACGAGAUGCAGUCCCUUGACACAAAGGGCUCAGUGGUCAACACAGCAGCAGCAGCAGCAACAACAAGUAGUGGCACAUCAUCCAGUGGUGGUGGCGGACACGGCGGUUCAUCGUCCGGCGAAGCCGGCAACGGAGACUCAGGCAGCAGUGAUUCUGGUUCAGGUUAUGGAUCUGCAACAUAUCACCCGAGGAACGAUGGUGGGUAUCAUCACAAUCGUAGGAAGAAUGGUGGAAGCAGCUGCGGUGUUUCCCUCCACGCCAUGCUUGCUGCUUUUGCGUUCUUAGCUGCUGCUCUGACUCCCUGCGGAUAGAUGUUAAUCUCUCAUGGCAUACGGAUCCAAAGUGGUUGGCGUGUGCAGGGUUCCUCAUUACUAUAUAUAUAUGUGUGUGUGUGAUGUUGUGUGAAGGUGAAUGAGAAGAAAAGCUGAUAAGAAUAAAUACGAAGAAUAAG
Messenger RNA from Musa acuminata subsp. malaccensis (wild Malaysian banana), 568 nucleotides. RefSeq lists its product as uncharacterized. NCBI's taxonomy places the organism in Eukaryota, Viridiplantae, Streptophyta, Magnoliopsida, Zingiberales, Musaceae. The record is from RefSeq and is a predicted model, not a curated record.